GUUACCACCUUUCGAGCAAAACAGCUGCCUCAGGCGUAGCCAGCGACUACUAAUGAGGCAGCUGAAGCCUGGCAAAAGCAAUGUACCUGGUGUCAGUGGCAAACGAGUUACGAGAGGGAAAGCUCCGAACAGUGACGAUGCCAGAAAAUGUUACUUCGCAGUACCAUCUUCUCUGGAAAUAAUUGUUCCGCCUACUAAUAUCAUAGGCGGCCCCAGGCGAAGUAGUAGAAUCAGAAUGAGGCCGCUGAAGCCCGGCGAGUAUAAGAUACUCGGUGUGGGUGGAGAAUUACUUGGAAUCAGAAGAGGCCCCGAUGUAACAAUGAUCAAUAAAAGCUUUCCGACCACUAUAUGCAUCAAAACACAAUAAGGAAGAAAUUGAUCAUCAUUCUCAAGAAGUGGAAAAACAUUGAAAAUAGCCUGCUGCUUUUGCCACCGUAGUAUUCUUUUUUAUUUUUAUUGGAGAUAGAUAAAGCACUUGCAUGAUAUGAAAAAGACGACAACGUCUUUUAGCUGUCAAAUUCAGGUACUGAAAGUGUUGAUAUAUUUGGAUAUUUACAGUUAAUGUCUACAGCAGCAAUUCCCAAAGGGUGUGUUGCAAAAAUGAACAUAAUUUUGUUGAAUAAUUCAGUUUAUCUAUACGCUGAACCAAACAAGUUGUGCAAAAAUUAUUAAAAUUAAUUAGUUAUAAUUAGUGCCUAACAUUCUCCUAGAUGUAAAAACACUCAAACUCAAGGUUUUUUUUUACAAUUUUUUGGGCAUUUGAGUUUGACAUACUUUUUAGCCCCAUCUCGCUGAAUAGAACCGAGUCUGUAAGAUAUACUUAUGAAAAAUCAUGACUGAAUUUUGAAGGCUGAUUGGCAAUUUAAAAAGAAGUAAUAUUGAAUAUGAGAUUGGUUCACUUGUCUUCAUUAUCCAUCCAAGCUUGGAUAAAGAUUAAGUUGUGUUUAUAUGCUUUUUUAUUAAGAUACCAAAUAAAUUGUCGAAAGUAUGAGAAAAACAAGUUGAUUUAUUUAAAUCAGUUUAUUUGAUUUAUUUAAAAAUAUAAUUUAAAAUAAUUGUUUGAACUUCAGUGAAUAUUUUAACAUGGUAUAAUGUGUGCUGUAGACAUUUGAAGUCUUUGCGAUUUACAUUAGAUUUGGCCUCUAAAAUAUUGUAUUUGUCACCGUGCUCCUAAAACAAAAGUGAUUGUGUUUUUCGUGUAGUGAUGAUUUUACUGUCAUGGGUCUUGCUUGCAAUUGAAUGUAUCCAACCGGAAAUUAGCAAAUUGAAAAAGGUCUAAAUUUAUUAUGAGCCAGUUUGGAGGUUACAGUUAUUCUAUCGUUUAUUGUAUGCAAAUUCCUGUUUCUACCCAAAAAAGCUUCUAUUACUUGAUUGCUCGAUAGAUUUAUUUAAAAGAUAUUUUUAGUAAUUCUGUACUGUAAAUGUUUUAUGACAGUGUCACCAUGUCAAAGAAAUCUGUAGUUGAGCAUCUUUGUCUUCUCACUGCUAGUUCAUGGUAAUGUUCUGGUUAAUAACCUUUGUGUUGCAGGAUGUAAAAGAUAUUGGUGUGUGUGUUGGUUUGGAAUGAUUCAGAUUCAGAAUGAAUGAAUUUUUCAGUUUGUUAGUUAUUAGGUGACCAUUGUAUCUAGAAAUGAUACUUUUGUGUGUUUGUGUUGUUGAAACUAAUUUUACUAAUGGAUAAAUGGUAGAAGAAGAUAUUUCAAUAAAUUUCAUUGAAGAUCUUGAGAUUUUUCUAGCGCAAUACCGAAUUUGAAAGAUCGCAAAAAUAAUAAUCAAAACUAAAUACAAUUAGGCAUGUUUAUCUCACAUUUUUAUGUCAACGGAUGGUAUUUUAGAGAACUAAUCAAAACUAAAUACAAUUAGGCAUGUUUAUCUCAAAUUUUUAUGUCAACAGAUGGUAUUUUAGAGAAGUAAUGUUCGUAACUGUUGUUCUUGGGGGAAGUUCUGGUAGUUCUCUCGCACACUGGUUGUAUCACCCCAGUAGGGUCGAUUCAUUCUGCAAUUAGUUUCUCUCUGUAGUUCAUUUAGGGGCCACAUUUUGUACAAAUGGUAGUGUUGACAUUGUUAUGUGAUGUAAUCUUUAACAGCAGGAAUGCUUUAUUUAUUAUUAUACAUGUCAGUGGUAUUCAACUUCCAUUUUUUCCAUGCUACAAGUAACAACAGGGGAAUUCUUAGAACAUCUAUAUUGUGAUACACACACUCCAUUUGUGAGAGCACCAACUAGCUCCCUUGUUCAUUUUUGUAAUACCUUUCAAAUCUUCUUCAGAUGACCUAGACUCAAUAAAUGCUUUGCAAGCAAUAUGGAGUGCUAUUAUAAGUUUUGCAACAUAUGCUCUAGUAGUCACUCGUUUUGAAAGAACAGAACGAAUAAUAGAUGUUAGUUAUAUGUUUCUACCGAUAACAAGUAGAUUAGGGCUAAAACCUUACUAUUGAUAAGUUAUUUUUUA
Molecule: messenger RNA, 2447 nt
Organism: Styela clava
Lineage: Eukaryota; Metazoa; Chordata; Ascidiacea; Stolidobranchia; Styelidae
Source: RefSeq, a predicted model, not a curated record